ACACACUCUCCUGUACAUUCUUCCUGAACCAAUCGGUUAUCAAGGGCGUUGGAGGCUGCACAAACACAGCGUGAAGCAACCACAGCCUGGGUGGAGCCGGCACCUCGCAAACGAAACACCCAUCAUUUGGCAACAAGCUGGAGAAAAUGAUCCCCCUGCGGCCUCUGUUGCCACCAGCGCUCUUCUGCUUCUGCCCGGAGAACCGGACUGACUAAUUGUGGUGUGAAACCUUUUUUUGAUACCUGCAAGUCAACAAGCACUGACCCCCCGGUCAUUACUUAAUCCUCCCUGACGGCCGGGAGCAUGACAGAAAUACAGAAGUAGCUUCUCAGCACUGUGCGUCUGUGUGCAGGUUCUGGCCGUCUAUCUCCCACCGGGUGAUGGCUGCAGUCUGAGGAGGUCGAAACGGUUCGGAUUUUAGCGGCACUCACACGCGGCAGACGUACGCUCUCUGGACGGUGGACGCCCCGAGGAGGAGAGGAUCACAGGAACAAUGGCGAAGUACCACUGGCAGAGUCAGAAUGUCAAGCAAAGCGGCGUGGACGACAUGGUCCUGCUCUCCAAGAUCACAGAGGAAGCCAUCGUGGAAAACCUCAAGAAGAGAUACAUGGACGACUACAUUUUUACGUACAUCGGCCCCGUGUUGAUUUCAGUGAACCCCUUCAAACAAAUGCCCUAUUUCACCGACAGAGAGAUCGAACUCUACCAAGGGGCCGCCCAGUAUGAAAACCCCCCACACAUCUACGCCUUGGCAGAUAACAUGUACAGAAACAUGAUGAUUGACGGGGAGAACCAGUGUGUCAUUAUCAGCGGCGAGAGCGGCGCUGGAAAGACAGUGGCUGCCAAGUACAUCAUGGGUUACAUUUCCAAAGUGUCUGGAGGUGGAUCAAAAGUGCAGCAUGUAAAAGACAUCAUCCUGCAGUCCAAUCCUCUGCUGGAAGCAUUUGGUAACGCCAAGACCGUCCGCAACAACAACUCUAGCCGUUUUGGGAAAUACUUCGAGAUUCAGUUCAGCAGAGGCGGAGAGCCAGAUGGUGGCAAAAUCUCUAACUUCCUGCUGGAGAAGUCGAGGGUGGUGAGCCAGAAUGAGAGCGAGAGGAACUUCCACAUUUACUACCAGUUGAUAGAGGGCGCCAACGCACAGCAGAAAGAAGGCUUGGGCCUCAUGACUCCAGACUACUACUACUACCUCAACCAGUCUGGGACCUACAAGGUUGAUGGGACCAACGACAGCAAAGACUUCUCUGAGACUAUGGAAGCCAUGCAGGUCAUCGGCAUCCCUGGAGACAUCCAGGCUCAGGUGCUGCAAAUCACUGCAGGUAUCCUCCAUCUGGGCAACAUCAGCUUCAUAGAGGCAGGAAACCAGAGCGAGGUGGAAAGCACCGACUUGCUCGCCUUCCCCGCCUACCUGCUGGGAAUCGACCCCACGAGGCUUCAGGACAAGCUGACCAGUCGGAAAAUGGACUCCAAGUGGGGCGGGAAGUCUGAGUCCAUCAACGUGACGCUCAACCAGGAGCAGGCCACUUACACACGCGACGCCCUGGCCAAAGCCCUUUACGCGCGUCUCUUUGACUACCUUGUCGAGGCCAUAAAUAAAGCCAUCCAGAAACCUUACGAAGAGUUCAGCAUCGGCGUACUCGACAUUUAUGGCUUUGAGAUAUUUCAGAAAAACGGGUUUGAGCAAUUUUGUAUAAACUUUGUCAAUGAGAAACUGCAGCAGAUCUUUAUUGAACUCACGUUAAAGGCCGAGCAGGAAGAGUAUGUUCAGGAAGGCAUUAAAUGGACCCCUAUUGAGUACUUUAACAACAAGAUUGUGUGUGACCUCAUUGAAAAUAAACUGAGCCCUCCGGGUAUCAUGAGCGUCUUGGAUGACGUGUGCGCCACUAUGCACGCCAAAGGAGAGGGGGCAGACGGCACGCUGCUGCAGAAGCUGCAGGCCGCUGUGGGAACCCAUGAACACUUCAACAGCUGGAACUCCGGCUUUGUCAUCCAUCACUAUGCCGGGAAGGUGUCGUACGAUAUCAAUGGCUUCUGUGAAAGAAACCGGGACGUCCUGUUUCCUGACCUCAUCGAGCUCAUGCAAAGCAGUGAAUUUAACUUCAUGCGCAGCUUGUUUCCUGAGAACCUCAACACGGAAAAGAAGGGGAGGCCGACCACAGCCAGCUCAAAGAUCAAGAGGCAAGCUAACGAACUGGUGAGCACGCUGAUGAAGUGCACCCCACACUAUAUCCGCUGUAUCAAACCGAAUGAGACGAAAAGGCCGAAGGACUGGGAGGAGAGCAGGGUUAAGCACCAAGUUGAAUACCUCGGUCUGAGGGAGAACAUACGUGUGCGACGAGCUGGAUUUGCAUACCGCCGACUCUUCAGUAAAUUUCUGCACAGGUAUGCCAUUCUUACGGCUGAAACAUGGCCGUGUUGGAGGGGACCAGAGCAGCAGGGGGUCCUUCACCUCCUGCGGUCGGUCAACAUGGAAACGGACCAGUAUCAGAUGGGACGCACAAAAGUCUUUGUCAAGAACCCAGAAUCGCUGUUUCUCCUUGAGGAGAUGAGGGAAAGGAAGUUUGACACCUUCGCCAGAAUUAUUCAGAAAGCCUGGAGACGAUUCAACGCCAGGAAGAAGUACGAACAGAUGAGGGAAGAAGCCUCAGACAUCCUGUACAACUCCAAGGAGCGGAGGAAAAACAGCAUCAACAGGAACUUUGUGGGAGACUACCUUGGCCUGGAGCAAAGGCCCGAGCUGCGGCAGUUCCUGGCCAAGAGGGAGCGCGUGGACUUCGCUGACUCGGUCACCAAGUUCGACCGCAGGUUCAAGUCUAUCAAGAGAGACUUGAUCUUGACUCCUAAGGGGAUCUAUCUGAUUGGUCGAGAGAAGGUGAAGAAGGGACCGGAAAAAGGACAGAUAAAGGAGGUGUUAAAACGUAAACUGGACUUUGGAAACAUCAGUGGAGUCUCACUCAGUUCCAGACAGGAUGAUUUCUUCAUUCUGCACGAGGCCCAGUAUGACAGCCUGCUGGAGUCCAACUUUAAGACGGAGUUUCUCAGUCUGCUGUCUAAACGCUACGAGGAAGUGACCCAGAGAAAGCUGUCCAUCUCCUUCUCCGACAGACUGGAGUUUAGAGUGAAGAAGGAGGGCUGGGGCGGGGGCACCUCCAGGGUGGUUGUUUUUCAAAGAGGUCAAGGCGACUUGGCUCAGCUCAAACCGGGAGGGAAGACUCUCACGAUUACCAUAGGAGAGGGCCUACCCAAGUCCUCCAAGCCAUCCAGGAAGUCGGGUCUAGAUGUUCGAGGGGGAGUGAGAAACCACGUACCAAACAGAGCCCACGCCAAUGGAGGUGCCGGAUUUUCCAGAGCCCACCAGAACCAGCACGCAGAUAUCACGUAUUCCUCCCCACACAAACAACCCCGGCCACCCAAUGCUCCGCUGCCCAAACUGGACUCUCAAAGGGGACGCCGGGGCCCGGCCCAAACACAGCCCAGCCAAGCCAACUUGGACUUCCUUAACGUGCCUGACCAAGGCAUGUCAGGAAAGCAGAGGAAGAGGAGCAUCAGCCAUCGGCCGCCCCCUGCCCCUAAACCCCAGCCCAGACCCCAGGGCCCCCGCUGCCGGGCCCUAUAUCAGUACGUCGGACAGGACACGGAUGAGAUCAGCUUCGAGGCUAACGAUGUGUUCGAUCUCGUCAAGGAGGAUCCAUCAGGCUGGUGGACAGGCAGGAUUAGAGGAAAGGAAGGUCUCUUCCCUGGUAACUAUGUGGAAAAGAUUUGAUGAGGACUUUUCAUGGACAUUCUUGUUUUCAACAAGAAAAAGGUUUAUUUUUGUCUAUCGCAACAGACCCUGUUCGCUAAAAACAACACACAGCCUGAGAGUUAUUGAAAGUUGCAUGAAAGUUUUUGUUUAAGGGCGACGUGUAGCUGACAUUUGAGCCCUGACUAACGACAAGUGGCGGCAUAUGGUAUGAAGAGAAGACAGGCGGCGUCACCAUGAUUGUUAAAACAGGACUACAACAAGCUGCUCGGGUUUCAUCUCUGUUGCUGUGUCAAACGAUCCCACUCUAAAUGGCCCAGCAGCAGGAUCUUUGACUUUAUCUUCCUUUGAGCUGUUCCUUCCUCAGCACGACUCAGGGCUUCAGCUGAAAAAUCAGCGUUUACCUCCAGCUUUUCUCAAGAUCGACCACCCUCCCUCCCCAGCCCCUCUGCUGCUGACUGCUCCUGAUUAACAGCAUAAGAUCAUGCAGCAAAUGAGCUUUUUUCAACAACAAAAAAGCAAUAAAUGAACUUGACAGAUACUUUUGGCGCUGCAACAAACUUGCUUGAGAUCAAAUCAAACCUUUUUCCAGAGGAAAUUUGUUGUCAUUCAAAUGUUUUAAACCUUUCAUUGUUGUCUUUCAGUCAAUAUUAUUGGUACUUUGUCAUAUAUUUUCUCAGGAAAAAAAAUUAAAAAGGGACAUAUUUUCCUACACCUCCAAGCAAACUAUUUGCACGGGUUCAUGUUGUGUUGAUGGUAACUUAUAGGAGAUUAUGGGACGACAAAUCAGAUUUUUUUUUUUUUUCAUUUUGAGAUAUAUUUGUA
Messenger RNA from Fundulus heteroclitus (mummichog), 4567 nucleotides. RefSeq names its product myosin IF (gene myo1f). The record is from RefSeq and is a predicted model, not a curated record. Gene Ontology annotation, biological process: vesicle transport along actin filament; actin filament organization. Lineage: Eukaryota; Metazoa; Chordata; Actinopteri; Cyprinodontiformes; Fundulidae. The transcript has 29 exons. Gene Ontology annotation, cellular component: microvillus; actin cytoskeleton; cytoplasm. Gene Ontology annotation, molecular function: microfilament motor activity; ATP binding; actin filament binding. The coding region runs from base 494 to 3763 and encodes 1089 amino acids.